ACGCUUGACGUCGGUGGACGGGGGGGACUGCGGUGAUAAACAAACACACGCAGUGGGAAGUCCGUGUCUGUGGAUCUCCGUGGCAGCCCUUUGACAGCAGCGGCACGGGGUAGACGCAGCCUGGGUGUCUGUGGGGACACUACCGCGGACUUGGAACCGGAUUACAGACCCCGUCGCGCCGAAACCGGAGGACUUUAUCCGCCUCCCCACCUCCUCUCCUCGGACUCGGCUUAUGUGACACAUUAAGGUCGGAACGAGCGAAACAUGACGGAGCUGAGGAAGCGAGGCGGAGGCGGAGGAGACCCGGACAGCAGCGAAAAUAUCAGCGACAAGGAGACUGACGGCGAUGACAGGCUGGGCCUACAAGGUGACAUGGAGGGAGAAGGUGAUGGUGACUCCAAAGCUGACACUCCAGAUGUUCCUCUGUCCUCAGCAGACACAGAUAACACUCCACAAUGUCUGAACAAAGCUCUGGAGGGGCUGCCACCAAGAUGGAAGAAUUACUGGAUUCGAGGGGUGCUGUCCUUAGCGAUGAUAUUUGGCUUUUUCCUCAUCAUUUACAUGGGACCUAUCACUCUUAUAUUAGUGGUCAUGUCUGUCCAAAUCAAGUGCUUCCAAGAAAUCAUCACCAUCGGCUACAGAGUUUACCAUUCCUAUGAACUGCCCUGGUUCAGAACACUAAGCUGGUACUUCCUGAUUUGUGUUAAUUACUUCUUCUAUGGGGAAACUGUAGCCGAUUACUUUGGGGCUCUGGUGCAGAGGGAGGAGCCUCUGCAGUUCCUGGCUCGCUAUCACCGCUUCAUCUCCUUCGCUCUGUACCUUGCAGGUUUCUGCAUGUUUGUGCUGAGUUUAGUGAAGAAACAUUACCGCCUGCAGUUUUAUAUGUUUGCUUGGACCCAUGUGACCCUGUUGAUUGUGGUAACUCAGUCCCACCUUGUCAUUCAGAACCUGUUUGAAGGAAUGAUCUGGUUUAUUGUCCCCAUCUCCAUUGUCAUCUGCAAUGACAUCAUGGCCUACCUGUUUGGAUUCUUCUUUGGGAGAACUCCACUGAUCAAACUUUCACCCAAAAAGACCUGGGAGGGCUUCAUCGGAGGCUUCUUCUCCACUGUGGUGUUUGGUUUCAUCCUGGCCUACCUCCUGUCCCAGUUCCAGUACUUCGUGUGCCCUGUGGGCUACAACAGCGAGACCAACAGCUUCACCAUUGAAUGCGAGCCCUCGGAUAUCUUUGUGAUGCAGGAGUACACCCUGCCCGCUGCCAUACAGAACACACUACGAUGGAAAACUGUAAACCUGUACCCGUUCCAGAUCCACAGCAUCUUCCUGUCAUCCUUCGGGUCUCUCAUUGGGCCUUUUGGUGGUUUCUUUGCCAGUGGCUUUAAAAGAGCCUUUAAAAUCAAAGACUUUGCCAAUACCAUCCCAGGUCACGGUGGCAUCAUGGAUCGCUUUGACUGUCAGUACCUGAUGGCCACAUUUACACAUGUAUAUAUAGCCAGCUUCAUCAGGGGACCCAAUCCCAGUAAAGUGCUUCAACAGUUGCUGCUUCUUCAACCUGAACAGCAGCUCAGCAUCUUCCACACUCUUCAGUCCCACCUGCGAGACAGGGGCAUGUUACCAGCGGCCCCCGCCCACCAUGACUGAACAGCCAUAUCUGUGCUCCACCUUUCACAGUAGUGUCUCCACACCUGAGAUUACUCUGCAAACUACAAGGAAAAACACACUCAGCAGCUUCAUUGCUUUCCACUUGGACUGGCACAUCAAAAACAACGCAAGACAAACGCAGGCAUCCGGUACGUUCGCAACAAGACAUAAAAACAUAUUCCAGAACAAAUGUAAGUCUCAAGCACAUGGCUUUUUGAGCACAGGCAGACGAUGGAUGUGCUGUUUCCUUGUGGACAGCAAAUAUUGCACUGACUUUAGUUGAACAAACAGAAUUCAGAAGCUUUUACCAGCAGAAACCGGGCCCACGGCGGUGGGUAUUAAGGACCUGAGUUACAGCAAAAAAGACUUGAUUGUGGGUUUUGGGUUCGGACGAGGUCAGGACGCAGCAGGGACGGAUAAACAUACUAUAGACACUGUUUUAUAAAUGAACUUCUAUUUAAUUGUCUGAACCUCACAGCAUUAAAAAACACAUGUAGCAUGUUCCACAGUCCCGUCUUGGACAACCGCUAAACAAAGCCAUGUUUAUUCUCUCUUAACUUUUAGCUCGCACAGUUGUCAAUAUGUUUGACCGUAGGCAUGUUAGUGCAGAUAAUUAGAGCAGCAGCAGCGCACCAUAAUGCUCAACACAAUGUAUUGUACAUAAAUAUAUUUAAAUAUUUAAGGAUAUUUAGCUCAACAAAUACCAAAUAUAUAAUUAACUAUUGAUCUGCUGGAGAAAAAGAAAACACUUUUAGGCAAUGAGUAAUAUGCAAAAAAACACUAAUAAAUAAAA
This is a messenger RNA of Sphaeramia orbicularis (orbiculate cardinalfish), 2431 nucleotides long. It is a transcript of the gene cds1, whose product is annotated as CDP-diacylglycerol synthase (phosphatidate cytidylyltransferase) 1. The coding region runs from base 265 to 1638 and encodes 457 amino acids. The record is from RefSeq and is a predicted model, not a curated record. Gene Ontology annotation, cellular component: endoplasmic reticulum membrane. NCBI's taxonomy places the organism in Eukaryota, Metazoa, Chordata, Actinopteri, Kurtiformes, Apogonidae. The transcript has 13 exons. Gene Ontology annotation, molecular function: phosphatidate cytidylyltransferase activity.